Messenger RNA from Linum tenue, 333 nucleotides. The record is from the annotation of a GenBank genome assembly. NCBI's taxonomy places the organism in Eukaryota, Viridiplantae, Streptophyta, Magnoliopsida, Malpighiales, Linaceae.
GCCCAAAUCGCCGCCUCUGAUUCUCGUCUCUCUCUCAUCCCUUGGCCCAAAAGAACGACGACCCUCACAUCUGCUACACAAUCUCGUUCCUCUCUCCCUUCAUUGCCCAGAAAAACGAAAGCCAUCGCCGAUUCUCUCCUCUUUUUCUUGAGCGAACGACGAAACCACACACAAAAAAAAAAAAAAAAAAAAAAAGACAUUCGCCUUCACCCUCUCAGGAUGAAGGAAAUGCGGAGGAGCCGCUGGCGAGGGAAGGUUAUUUCGUCGAUGACGACUAGAUCUGGUUUGGGAUCGGGCCGCCGACGGCCGACGUCGUCAAUUACGGCUACAGGC